GCUUGCCAAAAUCCAAGUUCUACCACAUUCAAAUACGUACGAUUACUUCCGUCGACUCGAAUACCCAGCCUGUAGCUGAGCGAUAAUAAUAUACAUUGAUUUGAGUAAUCAACACACGAGCGAGCUUUUCCUGUUUGUCACGCCAACGUGGCCAUCUUCCACGCGCAACCGUUGUUGGGACAAUAUUCGGUAUUUUGCAUACAGCCCACUCAUUUUGAAUUUCGGCAACACGUGGACUUCCAGAAAUGCCGCCGUGGCGGCGCCAGCUUUGGUAAACUCGAUGGUCACUGCUUCCAAGUGCCGCCCUGCCAAAUUGGUUUUCGCACCAUCCACGAUGUCGGGAGACACGUGCAAGGCUGGUGCGGGGGCAUUGUGGGCCAAGUGUGUGUCAAAUAUUUGUUGGGCCAAAUCGGAUCGAUCGUUUUCCGAUGUGGAGACGCGAUACUGCUGGAUGGCCACGAGAAAUUCCGCGCUUCCGUCCGCCGUGUUCAUUUCUAGGGCCAAAAAGAUGCGCAGGUGUUCACGGCCCAAGUCGGAACUCAGAAUACUGGUCAGGUCGUCCUCGCCGAUAAACUGGAUGUAAAUGCGUUGCCGUUUGGCCAGGGGUGUGGUGAAGGACGGCCUGUCAGUCUUCUCUUUGGCCAUAUCGUAGUUGAGGUAUGUGCUCCACCAACUGGACUUGAUAAAGCGCGGCCAGCUAUCACGUUGAAUGAGCGUGGAUAUUUCGCUCUUGGCGAGGCGGAAAACGUCUUUGGGGGCUUCGCCGUCUUUCAUGACUUUGCGCUCCAAGCGGAUGCGUAUUUUGCUCGGGACGUUGAUUUGCAGUGGCGCGUUUUCUUCAAUAAAUAAUGUCACGAUGCGCUUGGCAUGGGUGACGUUGGACUGCUGGUAGUUGGUUUCCACGUCCGAGUGGAUCCAAGUCGACUCGAAUUGCAGCACCGACUCGAUGAACUCGAGGUUCUCGGACGAGUACUCUUGCACGAGGAAGAGGUGGAAGUAGCACAUGGCGAUUUGAUCUUGCAGCAAGGCCUCGAACCGAGCCGACUCACCCACAAAGUCCCGGCCUUCUUGCGACACGAGCCAGAACUGGUACUCUUGCUCGGUCAAGGUUGCUGUGAUUUCGCUGAUCAUAUCUUGGACGUCGUACAUCGACUUGGUCUGGCCGAGCGCGUUCAAACUGAUCCGAAGGUUGGCAAUCGUCUUGUUGUUGAGCCGGGAAGUGCUGGUGAUGCGCCGCAGAUGGGUCUCAAUGACGGCGGGCGGGUGGUUGGUUGUGGUGGUGGGGGGGCUCUCAGGGGUAUCUCGGAUACCUUGGAGGGCAAGGUACAGCUGCACUACGUCGUCACGGUUGAUUUUAGUGCAAAGGGCAGUAAAAUGUUUACAGCCAACCGACGAUUCUAGCAACGUGGCCAGCGGGAUGCCUUUCAGGUGCUCGUAGCACACCGAGCCGACGCGCGAUUGAUUUUGAUUCGUCGGUAAUGUGGUGAUUUUGUCGCCAUCAUCCUUCUUCACAAAGUCCCGCGAUGUGCCCCCGCGUUUGCUGGACUGCGACGUCGACGGAAACGAGCCCAUGCUUUCAAGUGUGCGCCGUUGGCG
Molecule: messenger RNA, 1596 nt
Organism: Aphanomyces astaci
Lineage: Eukaryota; Oomycota; Saprolegniomycetes; Saprolegniales; Verrucalvaceae
Exons: 1
Coding region: 868-1401 (177 amino acids)
Source: RefSeq, a predicted model, not a curated record